Messenger RNA from Pyrus x bretschneideri (Chinese white pear), 2023 nucleotides. RefSeq names its product probable protein phosphatase 2C 27. Gene Ontology annotation, molecular function: protein serine/threonine phosphatase activity. The coding region runs from base 1460 to 2023 and encodes 187 amino acids. NCBI's taxonomy places the organism in Eukaryota, Viridiplantae, Streptophyta, Magnoliopsida, Rosales, Rosaceae. Gene Ontology annotation, biological process: protein dephosphorylation. The transcript has a single exon. The record is from RefSeq and is a predicted model, not a curated record.
UUUAAAUUUUUGUGUUUUAUACCCUGAAAUUUGAUAAGGUUGUGGCUGAUUUGGUGGUUUGGUUGAGAUGUGGAUUUGCGGUUAGUCUGGAAAUUUCAAGGUUGUAUGCUUUUUAGGGAGUUUACAGUUUCCAGUACAAUUUAAGAUUGUAACUUGUGGUUCAAUAUUGAUUAACUGGGCUGUUUGAUCUUCUAACUUUUAGCUCAACAAGUUAUUGAGAAGUGAGUUGAGAAUUUUCUGGUAAUUUUCUGCUCAGGUACCCAACAAAUAAUCUGAAGAAACAACGCAAAAGGAAGACGGAUAAUUGAAGCUUUGCGUGGUAUUAUACUGGGUCUGUUCCUGGCAUUGAACAUUUGUUUGCUUGAGAAUAGUACGAAGCUCCUGAAGUUCGAACUUGUUCUAUGCGAAAAGGAGUGUUUGAAAGGGUAUACUUGAGGUCCAGUUAUUUAUCCGGUGGUGGAUUAUGUUUUGGGGAGAAAAUGGCUGCAGGGACUGAUUACCUGCAGGCACUUUCCAUGUUGGAUGGCAGUUAUAGAAAGGAGAACGUUACUGUUACAAGAGACGGGAAAUCAAGUACUUUUGAGAACUUGAAGCAACCGAACAUUGGCAGACCUCCUCGUCACCUCUCAGCUAUUAGGUGUUGCGUAAGCUCUGCCCAGUUGUCUCCUGCAGCUGAAGUGGUGAGAUUGACUUCUAUCUGCUAUAACAAUUGCAGCUUUUUUUAUCGUUCAUUUCAUAUUAAAUGGGCAUGAAAUUUGAUGUUGCCUAUUCACUCCUUGCUUAGGAGUUGGAUGUUGGGAUUGUUAGCUCAAAGUCUCCAUCAGAUAGUAACUCAGCUUUUGUACCCGUUUUUCGCUCUGGAAGCUGCUCGGAGAUUGGACCGAAGCCAUAUAUGGAGGAUGAGUAUGUUUGUAUAGACAAUAUUCUUGAUCAUCUACGUGCAACUGCGAACUUCACUUCUCCUGGAGCAUUCUAUGUGAUUUCUUUUUUUUUUUUUUUUUGGGUUGUUGGAAACAAAUUUUUGAACAAUUGCUAAUGUGUAAUUUUGGUUAAUGUAACGUUUGAAUUCUAUUGUGAUCCUUCUAUGUUAUGAGCUAUCUUAUUAUGCGAAGUCCACAGGUAAAAUUUCAUCUUUUCCAACCACACUUCUUUCUGUUGUCAUCCAAUGUGCUUUUAUCCAGGAAUACUUUCAUGGCUGUACAACUCCUGGAAUCAAUAUAGAGGCUUGUAACAUGGUAAUAAACGUUUUAGUUGGAGGCAGUGGGUCACUUUUUAAACGCUUCCAUUGUGCAAUAGAUGUCUGGCUAUAACAUAUAAGUCAUAUCCAGGUAAACUUGACAAGUUAUUCUGUAAGAAGAAUGUAUUGAAGGCUUGUAGGAUUUGACCAGAGUUUUCUUCCUGUUGUGUCUUUACAAGUGGCAUCAUUGUGAUUUACAUAUGAUUUCUCCUUUUCAGGACGAUGCUAAUUGCAAAUGCUGGAGAUUGCCGAGCUGUUCUGGGAAGAAGAGUUCGGGCAAUUGAGCUUUCCAAAGACCAUAAACCCAAUUGUGCCUCCGAAAGAGUGAGAAUCGAGAAACUGGGAGGCGUGGUGUUUGAUGGCCACCUCAACGGUCAAUUAUCUGUGGCACGAGCUCUUGGGGACUGGCACGUGAAAGACAUGAAAGGCUCCAAAGGUUCCUUGUGUCCCUUGAGUGCAGAGCCAGAGCUCGAGGAGAUAAUUCUGAGUGAGGAAGACGAAUUCUUAAUCCUAGGCUGUGACGGGCUGUGGGAUGUGAUGAGCAGCCAGUGUGCAGUCACAAUGGCAAGGAAAGAACUAAUGAUCCACAAUGAUCCCGAGAGAUGCUCAAGAGAGCUGGUUCGGGAGGCACUCAAGCGCAAUUCGUGUAAUAACCUGACGGUGGUUGUGGUAUGCUUCUCGGCAGAUCCACCCCCAUUGCUUGAGAUCCCAAAGUUAAAAUUCAAGAGGAGUAUAUCGGCGCAAGGCCUGAAUCUUCUGCAGGAGGUACUAGAUAGUAAAUCAUGA